Molecule: messenger RNA, 2178 nt
Organism: Pseudonaja textilis
Lineage: Eukaryota; Metazoa; Chordata; Lepidosauria; Squamata; Elapidae
Gene: DTD1
Product: D-aminoacyl-tRNA deacylase 1
Biological process (GO): tRNA metabolic process
Cellular component (GO): cytoplasm
Molecular function (GO): D-tyrosyl-tRNA(Tyr) deacylase activity
Source: RefSeq, a predicted model, not a curated record
CCAGGCUGGAAGUUGUGCUAGGCCGCUCCGGAUCCCUAGGAGCUCGGCGUGAUGAAGGCCAUCAUCCAACGUGUCACUCGAGCCAGCGUGUCAGUUGGUGAGGAACAAAUAAGUUCCAUUGGACGUGGCAUUUGUGUGCUGUUGGGUAUCUCUGUGGAAGACACACAGAAAGAGCUUGAGCACAUGGUUCGAAAGAUAUUAAAUCUCCGUGUGUUUGAAGAUGAAAGUGGGAAACACUGGUCUAAAAGUGUGAUGGAUAAGCAGUAUGAAGUGCUAUGUGUUAGCCAAUUUACUCUUCAAUGUAUCCUGAAAGGAAAUAAACCAGAUUAUCAUAUGGCAAUGCCGUCUGAUCAAGCAGAAUCUUUCUACAACAGUUUCUUAGAGCACCUUCGCAAAGCAUACAAGACAGAAUUAAUUAAAGAUGGCAAAUUUGGCGAAUACAUGCAGGUACAUAUUCAGAACGAUGGACCUGUGACCAUUGAACUGGAGUCUCCUACAGCCCCUGUUGACUCUAAACAAUUAGCAAAACUUGAGAAACAACAACAGAGGAAAGAGAAAACCAGAAUGAAGGUUCCUUCUGAAUCAAGCAGAGAACGAAAUCUUCCUAGAAGUAAAAAUGAUCCAAGUGCAAGCAGUGGGGCUGAAGGAGAUGUUUCUUCUGAAAGGGAACCGUAACUUCUCAAAGCACCUUCAGGAAAGCUCAUAAAACACUACUGGUGACCUUCUGUGCUCGUUAGCUGAGGAUGCUAAAUUUUUAGAUGAAAAAUUAUUUGAUGCAAAAGGAGAAUUUGACAGAAGUGAGGAUCUCCAUCAUGCUGUAUUACAAACUACCAAAGGAAUAUUAUCAAUGUCCACCGUUAAUAGGUUUUAAAGCAAGUUUCUAUUUGGGUCAUUUCUUAUUUAGGAUAUUUUCAUUACAGAAAUUAUAUAACUAUCCCUUCCAUAUAGUUAGGUUUUAUAUAACUGAAAUGCCCACAUUAUUUUACCAAUGCAUAUAGUUCUUGGCAUAAAUGCUCUCAUCAUUACAACAGUUCCUCCCUCUGCUCUUCCAGUGGGCAUGAUCAAUCUAUCAACAGCUGAAGCGGAUGGCUGGAGGAGCAGAAUAGAAAUGCCCCUUGCAUUUUGGAAGCUCAGUACAACUGCAGGUGUUCUCUGUCUCCCCUACCCCACCCCACCCCACCCCAAACAAUCUGAAUCCUCAAAGGAAUCCCCAGGUUGUUUGUGUUUUCCAGGUUGAUGAAGAGGUCCAUUAUUUGUGUUUUGAGCUGUGUGAUGCUUAGAAUGUCUCUUAAAAUUCAACUCAAUACUUGAAAUUAAAUGUCCCUCCCUCAGUAAAGGAGGGUUACAUCCUGAUAGAAUCAUUUUCCAGCUGAAAUGUGUGGAUGUCUUUCAUACUGUAAACAUUGAUAGUGUAGUGGGACAACUCUAUCAGAGUUACUGUUUUAGAAAUCAGUCCUGUGCGUGGAUAUCUAUAGAGCUCUUUCUGACAUUUUUCUGUACUUCCUUUCCAUACUGCCAGACAUUAUGAGAAGGCCCAUACCGUGUGGGACAGAGUCUCCUGGAUCUUUUACCUUCCAGACACUGAAGUGAGGGAUAGUCAUAGCAGUAGCUCCUUCUCUGUGUACAAGACUGUUUAUGCUUUCUUGGCUCUACCUGAAGGAGCUGUGCUGCAGUAGCCCUCGUCUCACCAGUGAUAACCUGUAGGCCUCCGUUACGGAUGAGGCAAGUUUGUUAUGCAAGUUGUAGCAGCAUAAAUAUAAUAGAUCUUAUGAUCCAUUUCAUUAAAAUAAAUUUUCUCUUACUUUUUUUCUUUUAAGAGCAUUCUUCUACUUUUGGUCCAUCUAAUGUACAGGUAUCAAACUCUCAUGUUUGCCGUCACGUCACUUUUGCAACAUUUCCCCCCUUCGUGGAGUUGGGGUGGGCUUGGCCUGUGCGUGACACAUCUGGCCUGUGGGCCACCAGUUUGACACCCCCGAUCUAAUGUAUCUUUUCAGAAUAAAGUAUAAAAUGCAUUGUUUGUGUGUUGACUGUGUUUGGCUGUACAAUCUGUGGAAAAAACUGAAUUCAAGUUAGAUUAAUUUACCAAUUAUUUAAACUGUGAACUGUGUGUGUUUAUAUGUGUCAGUUAAAUUUUUUCAAAGCAAAGGACUUUAUUAAUAAAGUACAGCAUCUGAACAA